Molecule: messenger RNA, 2023 nt
Organism: Cyanistes caeruleus (blue tit)
Lineage: Eukaryota; Metazoa; Chordata; Aves; Passeriformes; Paridae
Source: RefSeq, a predicted model, not a curated record
UCCUCACCCACCCUAAUCUCAGGAAUCACCAGCCCCCCCCUCCUCGACUCCAUCAAGACAAUCCAGGGCCACGGCUUGCUGGGGGCACCCAAGGCUGAGCGGGGCCGGAAAAAGAUCAAGGCGGAAAACCCUUCGGGACCGCCGGUGCUGGUGGUGCCCUACCCCAUCCUGGCCUCAGGGGAGACGGCCAAAGAGGGCAAGACGUACAGGUGUAAGGUCUGCCCCUUGACGUUCUUCACCAAGUCGGAGAUGCAGAUCCACUCCAAGUCGCACACAGAGGCCAAGCCCCACAAGUGCCCCCACUGCUCCAAGUCCUUCGCCAAUGCUUCCUACUUGGCCCAGCACCUGCGCAUCCACCUGGGCGUCAAACCCUACCACUGCUCCUACUGUGAGAAGUCCUUCCGCCAGCUCUCCCACCUCCAGCAGCACACCCGAAUCCACACCGGUGACAGACCCUACAAGUGCCCGCACCCCGGCUGCGAGAAGGCCUUCACCCAGCUCUCCAAUCUCCAGUCCCACCAGCGCCAGCACAACAAGGACAAGCCCUACAAGUGCCCCAACUGCUACCGGGCGUACACAGACUCGGCCUCCCUGCAGAUCCACCUGUCGGCACACGCCAUCAAGCACGCCAAGGCCUAUUGCUGCAGCAUGUGUGGCCGUGCCUACACCUCGGAGACCUAUCUGAUGAAGCACAUGUCCAAACACACGGUGGUGGAGCACCUGGUCAGCCAGCACUCGCCGCAGCGGACAGAGUCGCCCGGCAUUCCUGUACGGAUCUCCCUCAUCUAAGCGGGGAGGGGACAGGACCCCCCCAGAACAAGGAGGAGGAAGAGGAGGAGGAAGGAGGAGGAGGACGUGACCCCCAGCACCGCGGGCUGUGCCUGGGCCUUGCUCCUGCCCGGCUCCCGCAGGUUUGGUGACAUCCAAAGACGGUUUCAGAGCACUUUGAAUCUCUGCGGUUUGGUUUCUUUGGGGGAAGUCAGUAGGGGUGGGGGUGUCCCCCCUGGCAGGCCUGCCCUGCCCCCCAUUUUUGGAUACAAAUAUAUAUAUAUAUAUAUAUAUAUAUUUAUUGGCCAAGAACUUGGUGCUGCUAAAGACCAGAAAUUCACCCCAAAAACAAACCGUGGAUGGAGCAAAAAGCAGCUGGGGGAGGGGGAAAGUCCCACCACCUCCCCCCCUCCAGACUCUGGGCUCAAGCGCCUCCAUUUAGGGUUGAUUUUUAACCGUUUUGGGGUUUUUUUUGUGUUCAUUUGGGGUCCCUUUUAAAGGCGAAGCUGCAGGCAGAGCUGCAACCCCCUGGGGACGGCCCCCCCAUUCCGCAGCCCCAGUUUUGGGGGGUUUGGGGGUCCCCCUGCUUUGCCUUGUGCCUGCCUGUACAUACCCCCUGUAUAGAGCCGGGGGGGACUCCCCCCAAACUCAUCUAUAUUCUGUACUUUUUGGUUCAUUUUGGAUAUUAACUGUGUUAUUUUUUAUACACUUUUUAAGCCUUAACUCAGCGUUUCUUUGGUUUUUGUUUUUUUUUUUUUUUUCAGGGUGUUUUAUUUACCUUUUAUUAAUUUUUAACCCCCCCUAUUAUUUUUUACCCCCCUAUUAUUUUUCCCCUCAUCCCCUUAUUUUUACCCCCCAUUAUUUCUCCCGUCGAUGUUGUACGAUAUCAAUAUUGUAACUUUUUUUGUCAGCAUGUUAAUACUGUGUAAAUACGCCUCUUAUACACUUAGCCCCCCUUUUUUCUCCCCUUUCCCCAAAUUUUGGGGCUUUUUUAUUUUCCUUGCUGCCCAGCCAGGCCAGGCCUCUCUAGCGUUAGUUGGUACCUUGUUAAAAAAGGGGAAAAAUAGAAAAAAAAAAAAGAAAAAAGAGGAGAAAAUGGACAAAAAGUUGUCCCUCUCCCUGUUGUUUCCACCCCCCGUCCUGCAUUGUGAUUCCUGGAGAAGCUGGGGGGGCACAGCCUCACAGUGUGGAAAAGGAGUGAAACUCCCCCAGCCCAGCCCCUUUCCAAAAAAAGAGAAUAAAACAGAACAAAAAA